AUGGCGAAUCCCUUCUUGAUGGACGAUGAACCGAUGGGUGGAUUGGAACCAGUAUCUAAUCCAUUUUUGUUCGGUGAUGACGCACAAGACGAUGCUGGAGAUGGGAUGGGAGUUGAUGAUAAUCCGUUCUUAGCGUCGCAGGCUGUCAACCCGUUUGCGGACUAUGGUUGUGAGGCGGAAGAAGAAAUGCCGACUACAAAUCACUUGUUCGGAACAGCGGAGAUCAACACAGUUAUGGCGCCACCAGUGGCUACAACAGGUGCGGAGAUAUUCGGCGUUAGUGAUGCUAUCAUGACUCAGAGCAGUGUUGGUGCAGGAACUGCGAAUUUUUUCGAUACAACAAUUAACGAAGACGAUGAUUUAAUCAUUCCAAAACCAACAGAUUUGCAACUUGGACCGCACACCAAUAGCAACUUGAUGGACGAUAAUUUGAUGAAUGCAUAUUCCAGUGAAGAUGAGCUUCGAUCAGCAGCCGCUAAAGUAGCCACUAAUGGAAAGAUGCCACCACCGCGUCCUGUGCCGCCACCAUCUCACGCGACCCAACAACUGAUCAGUUCGAUUGCUAAUCAACUCGACCAAACAAGCACAAAUCUGUUGCAAAAGAUCCCCGCUACCAGAACGCCUAGUCCGGUGUCCAUGAGGGAUUUGCAUUCCCCAAGUCCGACACCGGAGUUUGGUGAUCUGUUGGCCAUUGGCGAUCAACCGAAGCAACUAUUACAGGAUGAUAUAUUUGGCACCACGGAUAAUCCAUUCGCGGAACAGAUCGCCGCAGUUCCGACUGUUCCCGCUUCAAAGCCAGAAGUUCAAAAGCCUCCUCGUCCAAAACCACCUCCACCUCGUCCAGCACCACCACGAAGUUCGCAAGCCUCGUCUCCAUCAUCAGCAUCUCAACCAGCUAUACCCGCAGCACCAAACCAUGCGCAACCUCCUCAACAAGACGCAGACCUGUUCGAUCUUUUCGGUACCGCUACACAAGCAAAAACCGCACCUCCAAAGCCACCGGCACCAAAAACGAAAGAAGAUAUUCUAUCUCUAUUCUCCACACCACCAUCAGCGGCAGCGCCUGUUGAACCCAAACCAACCGAUUUGCUAAGCGGAGAUUUCGAUGACAUAUUUGGUGGCUCAUCGGAACAACCAGCUGAAAGUUUUGUCCCGAAUCUAUCGGAAAAUUUGGUACAGACCCAGAUCCCACAAGCAGUGGAAGCAGAACCCACAGAAAUUCAAAUGGAAGAAGAACCACCAAUCGAAGAACCGCAUCAGCAACCUGAAAUAGUUCUCGACGCAGCCCCAGUGUCAGACGAAAUGGUCACGAUGCGUUCGGAAGCAUCAUCCGAUUUCAGCCCCACGGGUUCGAAUGUGACUUCAGGAAAUAUUCCUAGCUCGGUUUCGGGUAGUAUUGUUAACAUACCAGCCAUCGAAAAGACUGAAGAUAUCAUGACGGAGAAUGAUGCUGAACCAGUUUAUGAACCACCUGUCGAAGAACCUUCUGGUAUGGAAUUGUAUAACGAUGCAGAAGAGCUCGCUCCAGCUGUAUCAACAGUUGCGUCUCAACUUUUCUAUGCUGAACCGGAGACCACAGUUGCGCAGACAUACUCGACCUCAGAGGCUGUAAAUCCUUUCGCACUUGAGGAGGAUGACGUGUAUGCUCCGCAAACACAAGUGGUGUCCAAUGCAAUGGACUACACAAAUGAAGUGUUCGGUAAUGCUACCAAUAAUAAUCCAGCAGUGACCACAACGACAGUGGUGCCAGAUCCACUGGAUAACUUUGUUCAACCAAGGGAACCGGAUGCGUUUGAUUCAUUUGCUGCCAAGUUCGAGGGUGUACAGAAUAAGAUAAGUGCCAGUGCAAGCGGGAACAUAUUUUUGGAUACGGAUCUCGGAAGUGGUGGUGAUGCGUUUGGAAGUGUCGGAGUGGCAGGCGGCAACGAUGCAUGGGGUUCGUCGGAUAUCACCGGUGGAAUUGGAUUCGACGGUGGAGAUGGAUUUGGUAAUGAUGAAGGUUUCGAUGAUCCAUUCCUUUCGAUGCAAGCUCCGCCAGCACCAGAGGGAACACCGUUCGCCAGAUCACAUUCACGAGACUCGGACGAGGGUAAUCAGUUUAAUGUGGUAAUACGACCGAAGGAUGGCCAUGAGGUAGGAUUGGCACCAGCCCUAGCACCACCGCCACCCAAGAGCCCCCAAACGGCAUCAAUAUAUUCAGGAGACUCUUCGCCGCGGGUCAACCCAUUCGACACUUCGGGUGAAGCUACGCUGGCAGCACUUCCCGAUGCAACGCCACAAUUACAACGCACCGAUUCGCAAGAAACACCGCCUACUCCGCUGUUCGAUGAAGACGUUUCUCAGCCUUUGGAAGACUUUCCACGCAUUACUUACCAUGGCGAGGGUUGGGAGAUGCAGCUACGUCAACCGAAUAAGAAGAAAAUCACUGGGCAGCGGUUUUGGAAGAAAAUAUUCAUCCGGCUGGUGUUCCAGGGUGACAAUCCGGUGCUGCAGCUGUUCAACGCUCAAAAAGACAAGGAUCCAUUCCAGGAACUGCCACUGCAAGCGUGCUAUUCGGUGUCGGAAAUCAGUGGGCAGCAGUAUGAUAAUUUCGGCAAGAUAUUUACUAUUAAACUUCAGUAUGUGUUUUACAAAGAACGACCCGGUGUUCGACCCGGUCAGGUAACCAAAGCCGAACGCUUAACAAACAAGCUUAGCCAGUUUGCCGCGUAUGCUAUCCAGGGUGAUUAUCAAGGCGUUAAAGAGCUUGGAAGUGAUUUGAAGAAGUUGGGUCUUCCCGUUGAACAUGCACCGCAAAUUUCCCAGCUUUUCAAACUCGGAUCGAUGAACUAUGAAGACAUGAAGCAGUUUUCCGUGUGUAUUGAAGAAGCUUUGUUCAAGAUGAAUGUGCAUCGUGAUCGAGCGCUUACUUACAAAUCUGAGGAAGUGCAGGUUACUGCUGUUGAUGAACUGUACGUUGAGCAAGAUGCCGAAGGUCACGUGGAAAAACAAAUUGCACGGGUCAGAUUGUACUUCUUGGCUUUUAUGUCUGGAAUGCCCGACAUUGAACUGGGAGUCAAUGACCUGUGGCGCCAAGGUAAGGAAGUGGUCGGCCGUCAUGAUAUUAUUCCAGUGGUAACGGAAGAGUGGAUUCGGUUAGAGGGCGUUGAAUUUCAUGGAUGCGUUCAGCAAGACGAGUAUGAGCGCAGUAGAACGAUCAAAUUCAAACCACCAGACGCGUGCUACAUCGAAUUGAUGCGUUUCCGAGUGCGGCCACCGAAAAAUCGGGAACUUCCACUACAGCUGAAGGCAACCUGGCAUGUGAUUGGUAACAAAGUAGAGUUGCGUGCGGAUGUGUUGGUUCCAGGAUUUGCCUCUAGAAAACUUGGUCAAAUUCCUUGUGAAGAUGUGUCGAUCCGUUUUCCCAUUCCAGAAUGUUGGAUAUAUUUGUUCAGAGUCGAGAAACAUUUUAGAUACGGAUCUGUAAAGUCAGCUCAUCGCCGGACCGGAAAAAUCAAAGGAAUAGAGCGUAUUCUUGGUACCAUGGAAACGCUGCAGGAAUCGUUGAUUGAGGUUACUUCGGGUCAAGCGAAAUACGAACAUCAUCACAGGGCCAUCGUAUGGCGUUGUCCCCGGCUGCCGAAAGAAGGUCAGGGAGCCUACACAACCCAUCAGCUAGUUUGCCGGAUGGCGCUAACAAGUUUCGAUCAGAUUCCGGAACAGCUGGCACCGUACGCCUAUGUAGAAUUUACCAUGCCCGCAACACAGGUUUCGCACACGACAGUUCGUUCCAUUAGCGUGCAGGAAUCGGACAGCGAUGAACCACCGGAAAAAUAUGUCCGCUAUUUGGCGAGACAUGAGUAUAGAGUUGGCAUUGAACAUACAACAGCUGAUACGGUGAAUGCAUAUUUGGCGGCAACUACAGUUACCAAGCAACCUAUACAGGAAGAACAACCUAUGGCUACUACGCCAAUUGCUCCGAGCGAUUCGGAUUCGGAUUCAAACUAAAUCAACUGUCCUAGGCUAACAAGGCAUGCUCUUAAGCAAUAAGAUAGUUCUUCAUAACGUUUUUUUGGUUUUUAAACGUUUUGAAUUUUCUUUGAUUUAGUUCAAGUUGUUCAAAAUAGUACGAUUUGAAUAGCGAAUCAACUCGUAGCUGUAAUUUAUCAAUCAAGCAAAAAGAAUGAUUUCAUAAUGGUGCAGCUUAUAGAUAUAAAUGAAGCCGUAGUUACAAAUACUUUCAAGGCAGAAAAAAUAAAUUGUAGCGAAACGUUCAGUUAUAUAUUGUAGAUGUUGCUAACUAAUGUUUAUUUGACAAUAAAAGUAAAAAUAAUAAUUGUUGAAGGAUAAAAAUGACAAAACCAACUCACAAAAAGUAUUAAAUUCCUUAUGUCAUAUACUGUUGCUGUAAGAUAAAACGUGUUUUUGUUUUAAUAAUUCCAAAGUGUAAGGUUUGUAAAAAAUGAAUAAGUGUACUAAAAAAGUUUUGUUUGUCUCUUAUUUCUAAUCAUCGACUUUAAUUUGUUACACAAUCAUCAUUGACUUUUAAAUGCAGAUGAUUGUAAUUUUCUUCAACACUUUCAAACGAUAAAUGCUUUAUUGUCACACAUAUCAACAAUUUCCAUUUUACUUAUGUUCCUGAUUCAAUUUAUCUAUAAAACACUCGGAAGGCGCAAUUUUGAAAUCGUCUAAAAAAACCCAUCAAAUCCAAGCAAGCCAGUUGUCAUCGCUUUACUGCUAAGGCAAUAACAGAUAGCAAUAUCGGCUUAGAAAACUCAUAAAAAUAUGUAGAUUUUACGUUAAAAAUAAACUGAACAUCUAUAGCGAUGCAUAUUCGUUGAGGCGCUUUGUCCAUGAAAUCUACUUAAAAAAAACAAUAGCAAAUGCGAGCUCAUAUACAUUUUGCGUGAAAUUUAACCGAGUUGUUACUGUAUGGCAUUCAUUUUUAACGAAGAUAGAAGAGAAUAUUUUAUGAGGAAUGUAUUUGAGGUCACUCAAAUUUGAUUGUACAACAUUUUCUUAAUUAUGAUUUUUCAUUCACGUUACAGAAAUAAUAAGUUUUAUAAUAGGCAUUGACAUUAAAGUAAAUAGAAAAUUUAGUUUCGCAAUUAAAACUCCAUUUUAAUUUUUUUUCAGAAUCGAAUGCACCAAGAAAAAACAGAUAAGUUCAGCUGAAGCAAAACACAAAUAUCCGUUUCCCGCUGAAAUGACCAGUUCAUUGAAGUAUAUGUAGUUUGACAUAUGAAAAACUUGAAAUCUAGCAUAAAAAGUUGUACAUGUAUUACCAAAAUUUACCAGAAUAUGGAUUGUGAAAAAAAAAACUAAGAGAAGAUCUUCAACUAGCAUAAAUAAAAUUAAAUUCGUGUAACGCGUACAGUGAAACCACAACAGGUAGCUUACCAAAUAAUGUGAAAAAUAUUAACUAGGUGUAAACGAUUGUAACCAGAUAAAGAUCUAGGAUAAAUUCUAACUGAUAGUAGUCACUAGAAUCGACGAUAUGAAAAUACACUCUGAAGCUGUUUAACCCUUGCAACAUUGGAACCACACACACGACGGAUAAAGUCCGACUAGACUAAUCGAACUAAAAAUAAAAUUCCUUGUUUGAACUGUCUUAAUUAAAAAAAAAAAAUAAUAAACAUACAACUUAAUGCUUGUAUCAAAUAAAGUUUAAAAAAGAACAUAGUUGAAUACAUGGAUGAGAAGAAUCCACUUUAAAAACAUGAAAGUGCGUGAAACAUACAAAUUAUAUAUAUACAAGACAUAAAAUUGACUAAAAUUAUCCCAAAGAAAAUAUAGCAAGCAAAGAAAAUAUGUUAAAAUUAUACCCUAUAUAUACAUUACCGAGAGCUGAUAAUCAAUAAUGAUGAAAAGUUGA
Molecule: messenger RNA, 5854 nt
Organism: Uranotaenia lowii
Lineage: Eukaryota; Metazoa; Arthropoda; Insecta; Diptera; Culicidae
Product: protein stoned-B
Exons: 6
Coding region: 1-3987 (1328 amino acids)
Biological process (GO): intracellular protein transport; clathrin-dependent endocytosis; regulation of endocytosis
Cellular component (GO): AP-2 adaptor complex; synaptic vesicle
Molecular function (GO): clathrin-cargo adaptor activity
Source: RefSeq, a predicted model, not a curated record